Molecule: messenger RNA, 759 nt
Organism: Suillus subalutaceus
Lineage: Eukaryota; Fungi; Basidiomycota; Agaricomycetes; Boletales; Suillaceae
Exons: 6
Coding region: 1-759 (252 amino acids)
Biological process (GO): nucleosome assembly
Cellular component (GO): nucleus; chromatin
Molecular function (GO): histone binding; chromatin binding
Source: RefSeq, a predicted model, not a curated record
AUGUCUGGCAAAAAACGCGCUUCCCCCGGCGCAGACGUCGAGAAAAAUCCUCUGGCAAAUGUCGAACUCAACGAUGAAGAUGCUCAAAAACUCCAGAACAUUCAAAAAGAUAUCCAACGCGUCGAACUCGUCAUAGAGCGCCAGGCUAUGGAAAAACUGAACCCGGUCUACGAAAAACGCCGCGCUGUUGCUAAAUCAAUAGAGAAAUUUUGGCCUGUGGCUCUUAUGAACAACACCAUGAUCUCUUUUCAUGCACAACACACUAUUGAUCAACUUGCGCUGAGCUACCUUGAAGAUUUAUGGAUCGUUCGCGAUCCUAAGGAGCCACGAUGCUACACUAUUGAAUUCUAUUUCAAGGCAAACCCAUACUUCACUGACUCCGUCUUGAAAAAGGAAUACAAAUACGUACCUCCACCUGCCGCUUCAGACGACAACCCCGAUGAGGAUGGUAUCACCGACUCCAUGCUCGAGUUCUCCUGGGCCCGUGAUGUCCAGCCUUCCGCAACUCCUAUUCAUUGGAAGGAUCCUGAGAAUGCUCUGACUAAACUCCACCCCCGCGUGGCUGAGGAAGCUGGCAGCUUCUUCAACUUCUUUGAGAUUGCAGAUGACCCCUUUGAGGUGAAUAGUGUCGAUUAUUUUAUGGGUAAUGUUGCUGGUGACGAACUUGAUUCUGAGGAGGAGGACAGCGAAGAUGAUGACGAUGAUGCUGAAGAAAUUGAUUUGGAGAAACCAAGGGCGAAAAAACAAAAGAAGGAAUAG